AGGCGGAAGAACCUCUCGGCUCUACGCUCGGGAAUCCCGGGACCGCUGAGGGGCCGCCCGGGGUGCAGGAAAGGGCCGCCGGGUCUGACUGGCAGCACUCGGAGUGUCAGGGCCGCGGACCUGAGGGAUGAGGAGGGGCCAUGGCCAGCGACGGGGCCAGGAAGCAGUUCUGGAAGCGCAGCAACAGCAAGGUCCCUGGCAGCAUCCGGCACGUGUACGGUGCCCAGCACCCCCCCUUUGACCCCCUGCUCCACGGCACUGUGCUCAAGGCCGCGCCCAAGGUGCCCACCACACCGCUGAAGGCCAAGAGAGUCAGCACCUUCCAGGAGUUUGAGAGCAACACCAGCGAUGCCUGGGAUGCUGGCGAGGACGAGGACGAGCUCCUGGCACUGGCGGCGGGGAGCCUGGGCGCCCUGGGGCCCGAGCCCCGGCCCCAGCCUUCCACGGAGCCUCCCCCAGCCUCGAGUGGUGACCUCCGGCUGGUGAAGUCCGUCAGCGAGAGCCACACAUCCUGCCCCGCAGGAAGCGCCAGCGACACUGUCCCUCUGCAGCGGUCCCAGUCCCUUCCCUACUCGGCCAGCGGCACGCUGGGAGGGGCGGCCGAGCCCGGCACCUGCAGCGGCGGUGGUGCAGCCUUGAGUGAGAGAGAGGCGUCGCGGCUGGACAAGUUCAGGCAGCUCCUGGCCGGGCCCCACACAGACCUCGAAGAAUUGCGGAGGUUGAGCUGGUCCGGAAUCCCGAAGCCGGUGCGCCCCAUCACGUGGAAGCUGCUCUCAGGUUACCUUCCUGCCAACGUUGACCGAAGACCAGCCACUCUCCAAAGAAAACAGAAAGAGUAUUUUGCCUUUAUUGAUCACUAUUACGACUCUCGGAAUGACGAAGUUCACCAGGACACCUACAGACAGAUCCACAUAGACAUCCCUCGAAUGAGCCCCGAAGCGUUGAUCCUUCAGCCCAAAGUGACGGAGAUUUUUGAAAGGAUCCUGUUUAUAUGGGCCAUCCGUCACCCUGCCAGUGGAUAUGUUCAGGGCAUCAACGACCUUGUCACCCCUUUCUUCGUGGUCUUCAUCUGCGAAUACAUAGACGGCGAGGAUGUGGCCGCUGCCGACGUGUCCCGCGUGCCCGUGGACGUGCUGCGCAACGUGGAGGCUGACACGUACUGGUGCAUGAGCAAGCUGCUGGACGGCAUCCAGGACAACUACACCUUUGCCCAACCUGGGAUUCAGAUGAAAGUGAAGAUGUUGGAGGAGCUCGUGAGCCGGAUUGAUGAGCAAGUCCACCGGCACCUGGACCAGCACGAGGUCAGGUACCUGCAGUUUGCCUUCCGCUGGAUGAACAACCUGCUGAUGAGGGAGCUGCCCCUGAGCUGCACCGUCCGCCUGUGGGACACCUACCAGUCGGAACCCGAGGGCUUCGCGCAUUUCCACUUGUACGUCUGCGCUGCUUUCCUCGUGAGAUGGAGGAAGGAAAUUCUGGAAGAAAGAGAUUUUCAAGAGCUGCUACUCUUCCUCCAGAACCUGCCCACGGCCCACUGGGGCGACGAGGACAUCAGCCUGCUGCUGGCCGAGGCCUACCGCCUCAAGCGGGUGUCUGUGACCGCCGUCACUUUAGCUUUGCUGUGUACUUGCUUUCUCGGUUUGCCCUUGUCUCGGAAGCCUCGGGCGAGGGCCUGGGAGGCUCUGACGAGCAGGCGGGGCAGGGCGAGGCCGCUGGAAGUUGCCUUACUUUAUAUCCACCACCUCCGCAAAGAGAGAGCUGGCCGCACGGCGGGAGCUGUCCUGCGGGAGGUGCGGGGCGUCGGGCUCGGCUGGGCCCCCUGGACGGGACGGUCUGGCCGCAGAGCCGUGAAGGGCUCCUCCACGUCCACUACCACUGCGGGGCCAGGAGAGGACCCGGCAUCUCGGGGCGGCCCUUUCUGCGUCUCGGGGGCCUGA
Molecule: messenger RNA, 1934 nt
Organism: Vicugna pacos (alpaca)
Lineage: Eukaryota; Metazoa; Chordata; Mammalia; Artiodactyla; Camelidae
Source: RefSeq, a predicted model, not a curated record